Molecule: messenger RNA, 3286 nt
Organism: Solea solea (common sole)
Lineage: Eukaryota; Metazoa; Chordata; Actinopteri; Pleuronectiformes; Soleidae
Gene: llcp
Product: treacle ribosome biogenesis factor 1
Exons: 9
Coding region: 144-2102 (652 amino acids)
Molecular function (GO): protein binding
Source: RefSeq, a predicted model, not a curated record
AGUUCCGAGUGCAACAAUAUAACAUGCGUCUAGUUGGGUCGGGCUUGCACCGCCUUUGAGAAAUAUGUGGCUACGUUAAGUGUGUAAAUAGUCGCAUUUGUUACUUUUGUUCGUUCGUGUGUCUAUUUCCACCCGUGUAGGACAUGUCCGUGAACGCAUCGAAGCACGAGCUGAUCCCGAUCAUCCACCGCUACUUGAAGGAGCAUGGUUUCACUUCAGCUGCAGAUGAGCUGGAGAGGCACAGCCCACAGGAGAUGUCCAACAACGCAUUGAAGCACGAGCUGAUCCCGAUCGUCCACCGCUACUUGAAGGAGCAUGGUUUCACUUCAGCUGCAGAUGAGCUGGAGAGACACAGCCCACAGGGGGACACGAUCAGUAGUAAGGUGUCAUUACUGGACAUAUACAGCUCAUGGUUAAAUGACGAGAAAAAUAAAAAGCCGUCGGACUCAACCAAGCACUCCAGGUCACCAAAAACGGCAAAGAGUCUGACUAAAGCCAUGACAAAGAGAAAAAAUGAUAAACUGGGGAAACAAACCAAGUCACAGAAAAAGAAGUCUGUGUCAGCAAAAAGGAAAAAGGACGUAAAAUCUGCAGAAAAUGACUCCAAGGCAAAGAAAUCAAAGACACAGACCGGGGACGAUUCAGACUCUGACAGCAGCCUGGACAUAGAGAAAUGGAAGAAAAUGGCACUGCAAUUCACAGAGGCCGACAUUACCAAGAUGGACACCAUCAACGCUCUGGAUUCCUCUGCACCACAACCCGUGAAAAAGCGAGUUAGGAAAUCUCGAGCUAAGUCUCCAGCGAAAACCGACCCUCCCAUACAACAGGGUGACGGGACGGUUGAGAAGAAUGAAAAGGUGGAGGAAAAUAAAGCUACGACAAAGACACCAACAGAAAACAUUGAACACAAGAAGAGCCGUGCCAAAAAGACUUUGUUCACUGUGACCCCGUCUGUCUUCAUGAACCAAGAGGAAAACAUACCAACGACAACCUCUGUCUCUCCUCUGUCUCUUCCAAAAAGUAAUGAGCCCGUGUCUGAGCUCAAGAAGAAGAAGAAAAAGAAGUCUGAAGACAAGCUGGAAGGAAAUGCAGGAGAGACUGGUGAAGAUGGAAAAGAAAGCGAGAGUAAAGAGAAAGAAAAGCCUGAAGUGUGUGUUGGUAAACCUGUGAUGGAGAAGAGAACAAAAGGAACAGAGGAAAAGAAAAAAAAGAAUGAGAAGGAAGAGGAAGUGAUGGAGGCAAACAAAAACACAGAUGCUGGUAAUGAGGACACCUCAGAGACGAUAGUACAAGCAAAGAAACACAAGAAGAAAAAGGAGGAAAGAGAUGUUGAGGAGACUUCAGAGCAGACAGCUGAACCAAACAUUAAGAAGAAGAUGAAAAAGAUAGCAGAGGAACAUACAGAGCUGGUAACUGGAGAAGAAAAAGACAACACAGAUCAGGGAGAGGAUAAAAAGAAAGUAAAGAAGAAGAAGACCAUGGGGAGUGAUGAGAAGCUAGAGACGGACAUUUCAGAGCAGAUAGCAGAAGAAAAACAGGUGAAGAAGAAGAAGAAGAAAAAGAGACCAGAGGAAAAUACAGAGCUGGUAGCUGGAGAAGAAAAAGACAACAUAGAUCGGGGAGAGGAUAAUAAGAAAGUAAAGAAGAAGAAGACCGUGGGGAGUGAGGAGAAGCCAGAGACGGACAUUUCAGAGCAGACCGCCAAAGAAAAACCGAUGAAGAAGAAGAAGAAAAAGGAGGCUGCUAACGGCGAGGAAGAUUUAGAACAAACAGUCAAAGAAAAGAAAAAGGGAGACAAAGAUGAUCAUAACGCAUCAGAGCAAAUCACUGAAGAUAAAACAGAGGAACAGAAAGAGCAAACGAAUAAAGUGAAGAAAAAGAAAAGGGCGUCAUCAAUUAACGAAACUCAAGUUGACGCAGAUCCACUACCUCCACCCAACCACGAGGCACCAAGUCCUCCAACAGAGAAGAAGAAAAAGAAAAACACGUUGAUAUCAACCGAGGUCCCGGAACUGCCAACUGAUUCCAUCCAAGACGGCACAGAAACACAAAGCAUGCAUAAAAAGAAGAAGAAAUCCUCCAAGAGCCAUGAAGAGGUAUGACGUCACAGCGAAGGGAAGUCAACACGUCCUUAUUUCUAAUCAUAUUUUAAUGGUUAGAAUCAUCCCUCAAUCUGUGUAUCUGUGGAUUCUGGAUUAUUUUUUUAUUUUUUUUUUAACUUUUUUUAUUUGUUUUAUGUUUACAAUAUAUAGAAGGGGUUGCAAAGGUUUCACGGAAUGUGCCAUCUAAUGAAUUUUUCCCAUAAUUGUCUAAACUAAACCAGUUCUCUUUAUCGUGAACCCAGAGGCAAAGGCAAAGCCCGUUGUGGCUCAUCUUUCCACUGUGGGACGUAGACCAAAUGGCAAUUGAGGUGUCCGCUUCGUAAACAGCUAAAGAGUGCAACAUUUCCCCAGUGUGGCACAGUGUAACCCAUCAGCACUGCACACUGACGCCGCUACACAGAAGUGUCGACACUCCAUCCAAUCAAUCAAUGGACUACAUUGUAUUUUGCUUCACCCUUUAGGUGCUACCCACAGUGCUGAGGUUCCAAAAAGUAUUUAGGUUUUUUAUCACUUCACAACUUAAUAGUUAAUACACAAGAAAACUGGCUUUGGACUUCUAGGUUUGUUUGACAUCAGGACACAAAGCACAUGUCAGAUUUGUAUAGUGAAUGACUGACUGCUGUCUAGAAAUGGAUCUAAAAGACAAAAAAAAAACUUUUAUUGUUACAAAAUAAUAUGUAUAUUGUUUUAAUAGCCUGUUUAGGUAUUGGUGAAAGUUCCAUGUCAUUUUUAAUGUUUGAAUUAUUUGCGCUGUAAGUAGUGCUUUUAGACAAAUUAAAAAUAUUUUUUGUAAUCCUGAGAUGUUGUUAAUGUGAACAAAAAUGAUCAUAAUUUGUAUUUUCUGUCACAGAGAGGUUUAUUAAAUCAUGUGAGAGGUUUGCAUGACUCCUGGACUUCACUGUUGGUCUGAAAUUUGAGCAAAAUUAAUAAUGUGUGGUUUUAGCUGUCAAGCGGAAGUGGAGAUUGUUCAUUUGAAUAUAGCACAUUCAAUAAAUAUAAAUGUAGCUAUGAUGCAAAUUAGUGACAUUAGGCAUAUGUACAAUGUUGUACAUGGUCUCUAUUUCUGCAUAGCUAUAUAUUUUUUAUUAUAUUUUUACACAGUGCUGUUAUUAUGUAUCUAUCUUUUAUACUGCUACUUGUACAUGGCCUUCAUUGUGGAACAGCAAAUAAAGAAUUUCAUUGUA